Trichobilharzia szidati is the source of this 769-nucleotide messenger RNA. Lineage: Eukaryota; Metazoa; Platyhelminthes; Trematoda; Strigeidida; Schistosomatidae. The record is from the annotation of a GenBank genome assembly.
AUGAGACGUGUAGCCAUCAUAGGUGUCAAGGUCAAGGUUUCAACUAUGAUACGAUAUGAAAUGUCCCUGAUUAUUAAAGCUCUUGGUACGCCUGGCAUAAAAGCAGCUCUGAAGAGACAACUUAAAGGAAUGCUUGAGAAUGGUGCUCACUUAUUCAAUGUCGAAAAUCUCGGUCUGCGGCGACUGCCGAAUGUUUUCCAUGUCCAAGGUGAACGGCAAUACGAAGGCCACUAUUUCCUUAUUAAUUUCAACGCUCCUUACGAUUCAAUUACUCUGAUGAAGAAAAUAGCGAAUAAAGACUCCGAUGUCAUCAAAUGCUUCGCUAGCCUCAAAAACGACAACUGGGUUCCUCCGUGUUCAUUACCUGAUGCGGCCAAGUGUGAAUUUGGAGAAAUUCGUAAUCCGAAUUACGAAAAAACUGCUAGACGACGACAUGGUUACCGAAUGUACUAAACAAUAAACAAAAACCAAUGUAAAUAAUAAACUGAAAGUAGUUUACACUAGUUGCUUUUUCGCAUAUAAAUAUGUAUGCUCUUUGUUAAUAAAGCAGUGUUAUGGCAAAAAAGUAAAACAGACGUCAUAAAAUGAAUGGCAUUAUAACACUGUAAAAUGCAAAUGAUCACAUUUAGAGAUAAAAUAAAUUAGGGCCAAUCAACAAAUUUCGCUUAUUGUUUGGUUUAUUCACGCUACUACAUCAUAAAGUCAUCGACUGCGGUUGAACCAAGUGGAAUUCAUUUGCUUUUAUGUUGCAUUGAAAAUUUUAAAUGAA